AUGCCACUCACUCCCCAGGAGUACCUGGACUGGUGGCUCACCACAGCUCUUGAUCCUCUCAAAGAACUUGUCGACAAGGAGGCAUUAGGAUGCGGUCCUCAGCAUGUUGGUUUUGAGCAGACAGUUCAAAAAAGACAGCGAGGUUUUGAUAAUGAUGUCGACCUGCGAGAGGCUCUGCGGCUGCACGUCAAGCGGCUUUCCUCUCACCAGACUCCUGAAGCCUCCUGCAACCCAAGAAACAAACUGAGAGAGCUUACUUUGAACGUCUUCAAGAAACCCGAGGAUGGGGGCCUAGUUCCCGACAAAGUACUCGAUGGCCUCGCUGAUCUCAACUCUGUCGAGCUUCGGCGCCGUCGCCUCGUGGCUGAGACUCCUCUAAUUUUCAGAGCCGGCCAUCCUGCUUAUGGAUCAGCGGCAAUGGUUCAAGAGCUGAAUAGAAAGGCUACGGAAAAGUUUAACCAGUUUUACAUGGGCUUCAGAGCAUCCAUGGUUGUUGAAGAGUUGAAGCAAGCGAAAGUCACCAGAAAGCCUUCUGUGGAGAUUAUGGCAGUUGUGAACGCUCUCUUCCCAGCUCAUGACCUUUUGAAAAACUCAGACGACAUUAGUCUUGUUCCAUGCACUGACUCUCUUCUCGGCUGCAUCCGUUUCACGGUUCUCUACCAUCUCUUGGGAGACAACCCGUCGAGCGACAAACAGCAAGCCAUGAUACAAGAGAAGCUGUUUAUCUGGUGCAGUCUGCCAAGGUAUGAAGCGGCGUACAAAGCAUUCGCUCAAUACAUUGAGGAGUUCAAGACAAUCGAGUCUCUCUGCUUCAAUGUCCUCCAGCUAGCAGAGAAAGAAUCUUCUCGCCGAAGAUCAGGAUCAGGACCUCGCCGUCCUUCCUUUACCCCCAAUUCCGUGGUCAUGGUCAAAUCCAUCCUCAAAGGUUCUCCCCAGAGCCCCCGUGAGGUGGAAAGUCUGACUGGUUCUGGAAGAUCUAAUUCGCCAGAAUUCGUGGCAUCGGCGCCCCCUGUCCCCAAUCCUUUGCUGAAAGGUCUCCCGGGACGAGAAGUCUCUCCUUCUAAAACCGACGGAGCGGCAUUUGCUUUUGACCAUUCAUCUGCACCAAAGUUGAGAUAUGAUGCUGGCGGCGAAACUGUUGUCAAAGGAGAAAAGGUUGAUGUCAAGACUUUUGACCCCAGCAAAAAGUUGAAAAAGAAGCUGCCGAUGAAGCAAAAGUCGUUGCCAACGAGACAGAAAUCAUUGCCGGCCAAGCAGAAAUUGUUGGAGACAAAGCAAAAGCUAUUGCCAGCCAAGAAGAAGCAGUUGCAGGCGAGAAAGAAGAGAGAAGAUGAUGACAUCCCGCCGGUUCCCCCCACACCAGACAUUCCUGAGUCUAUGAAGGCAACAAUCACAAGAACCAGUCUCAAGCUCCUUCAACGAAUGCGGUCGCAUCCAGAAAUGCAAAAGUUUCCUCAGAUUGCCUCAGUUCUUGCUGGUGAGAAAGCCAAGUCGACCACCAAGCUGGCGAAGCCGCCGCCUACUCGCCCCAAAGCCGCUCAAGGUCAAGUUCGAGAUAGCUUCUAUCUCCGUACGGCAUCUUUCCCCGAAGCAAGUAUUCGAAACAGCCAACACAGCCUGUAUAGUCAGCGAGCCCCUUCUACGCAGUCAGUAGACAGAGCCAGCGCCAUGAGAAAGCAAGAUAGUGCUGCCGCUCAAGAACAAGCAUCACUAAGCAAACCUGAAGUCAGAUACAGCAUGUGCCAACCACGGCUAUCUAACAUGGAAUACACAAGACUCUAUCUUAUAGAGGAGGCCAACGCCAAAAAGGAAAAGCGCCCUUGCGAACUUCCUCCUCCUAGGAAAGUUUGGCUCUGGGGACCUCGUUGGGAAGAGUUUCUCGUAUUGCCUAAGCUUCCAGCAGCCAUCAGACGUCGGUUUUCCCUCGGUACUGGCGAUGAAGAGAAGAAGCCCAUGGAUUUGGAGCCACUUGGCCGAGGACAUGAUUCGGAUGCCGACUCCGUGGAGACUGUCAAGGGAAAGACAUCGGUGUCUGCUAAACCGCCUCGGCUGUCUUUGAAUCUUGACAAUAUGACUUCCUCUCUGAUGCACUUGGUACCUGUGGAGUCGGGAAAGGCAAACCAGAUUUUAGGCAGGCCGCAGGCCCAUAAAGUUGUGCAGGCUUCUGGUCAGGAAAGCCCAGUCUUGGGCCAUUUCGCUCCUGAAUAUGUGAGGCAAAGCUGCGUAUCGACGACUCACAAGGCUGAGAAUCCGCCUCACACAUCAACAGUGUCCUCCGUAUCUACUGGCGUAAGUGAAGAAGAAGAAGACUUGUACUCUGACGACCGACAUCUAUGGCCGCCCCCAAUCUGUCAACGAGGCGCGUGGCUUGAUCCCGUUUCUCCCACAACUGAAGAAGUCACAGAAUCCGUGCGUGACGAAGGAGACAGCAUUGAGAACACGACACCGCAGCUUAGUGAUGACACUUUUGAAACAUCGUCCAUCUAUUCGGAUGAUAGUGCUAGAACUGCCGUCUUUCUCGGCAACAACGGCAGCGGCAAGGAAAUUGAGGAUGCUCCCAAAACUCCCCAGACAGCUCGCCACCACCCUGAGCAGCUUAAGAUGCCAAAUGAAGCAUCACCUGUGCGCCCUGGUAUUCCAUUUAGCUACAGCUGUGCCUCGUUCAACUCAGUGUCUUCCGAUCGCUCCUCGCUGACGCAUUUCCCCAUCUCAGCUGAACAAAGAUCAAGGGCCACCACAGAAGAGAUGGUGCAGGGUAUCCUUAGCCAGUCCGGCGGCCGCCUCUGUGUUGAAGAUGCCCGCCAAGUUCAGUUGGUGGAGAGGAAGCAGAGCACCGAGAUUCAAGCCUCGUCGGCUGAUAUUUGGAACACCAACGAGUACAUGGAACCAGAGCUUCAGCCAGCCCCCCUUAAUCUAUCCAAGAAGCCCUCUAUCGCGAAGCCAAAGCAUGGUUUACAUGAACCACCUUUGAAGUCCAAGACGAAUCCCGAUAUUCUGGAAAGCAUCCAGCCGUUCAUAUAUACAGGCAAGGGGAGCAACUUGGUGAGCGGAGCUCCUCAGAAGUUCCAUGAGAAAAUCAAGUCGUACGAAUCUGGCUUUGUGCCUCUGCCUGGAUCUCUUCUUUAUGAGGCUGAUAAGAAUACGGACAUUAUUCGAAUCCCGCGAAAUCUAUCUGAUAGCUCCAACUCAAGCAGUUCUAGUUCGGCCGUUAUCACUCCAUCCAAGCCUGGUCCAAGCAAACAAACAAGCUACGCAGCCCAGCGCGCGGAACCAAGAUCUGCUCGCUCUAUGAAUGAACUAUAUGGUGCUGCUUCACUAAGCAAUGGCUCUCCGUCUCAGCAACGAAAACAACCCUCUCCUACUCUGAGCGAUUUGGACGAGUUCUUCGGGGUCGGUCCUUAUGAAAAGGCGUUCUUGGAAAAGCAUCCAGAGGCGGCAAAACCGUUUGUCCUUCCUCCCAAGCUCCCACAGUUGCCGGUAGCACCAGUCUUUACGGCACCUGCACAGGCUACACUGAUGCUUCGCCGACGAGACAAGAACACACAGCAACACCGCACUCCUCCAACUCCUCCAAUGUCAGGCGGAGGCACACAACGGCUCCAUACUCCUCUACAGCCUACAGUCCAAAGAGUCAUGGAGAGAAAGCCAAACACCUCGGUGAACGUGAGCAGCUUCGCGUUACACAGAGCUCAAGGUAACAAGGCGACCAUCCUGCCAGUAGUUGAGGGAAGAAGCCGUGCGAACACGACUAAUACCAGAGGCCGCGACGUUGCUACCGGCCCAGACCGCAAUUACGAGGAUAGCAUAUCCGAAGAGCACAUGCCACAGCAGACGUUUCUCGACGACGUUCACCGGUUCUCUCUUCAGCGGUACGAUGUCAGCGCUCGUCGACCUUCGACUGCCCAUGCUCGCCCCAACACCCUGUUUGAGCAAGCUGCGCCGAUCUCGCCCGUGGAGAAUGUCCCUUCUGAGGGCAAGAAGAUCUCUAACACGCCUGCUACAACGCUGGGAAAUCUCUUCCGACGGCGUAAUCGGAAUUGUAAGGAGAAUUAA
This is a messenger RNA of Trichoderma harzianum CBS 226.95, 4053 nucleotides long. RefSeq lists its product as hypothetical. Bases 1 to 4053 code for a protein of 1350 amino acids. The transcript is spliced from 5 exons. NCBI's taxonomy places the organism in Eukaryota, Fungi, Ascomycota, Sordariomycetes, Hypocreales, Hypocreaceae. The record is from RefSeq and is a predicted model, not a curated record.